Messenger RNA from Entrophospora candida, 219 nucleotides. NCBI's taxonomy places the organism in Eukaryota, Fungi, Glomeromycota, Glomeromycetes, Entrophosporales, Entrophosporaceae. The record is from the annotation of a GenBank genome assembly.
AUGGGCAAUGAGCAUAGCAUUUGUAGAUUAAAAGUUCAAUUAAGUGAAACUUCUGAAAAAUUUACUCCAACUAUUCGUGGGUAUGAAAAGCGAAUUGCUAGGGUUUUAGAUCCUUUACAAUUAAUGCCAACGGAAAAGAAAGGAACUCUAACCAAAAAUCCAGCAGAAAAAAUUAAUAUGUUGGCAGACGUUUUGGCCAAUUCAAGAUCUACAAGGUAG